GCCAAAAACACGUUUGCCCGAGUGCAACGACGGCUGAUUCACAUCUUGAGCCAAGAAGCUGAAAGAUCGUUGCGGAUGCUCGCCACCAAUGUGAUGCCGCCCCUCUCUGCAGAGCACAAAUUCCACCCGGCGACGAAGGACGGAAGACGAUUGAAGCUGGAAUGCAAGCCAAAAUCGGAGAUGGCCAUCGCCCGCUUCCUAUCACGCGGCGGUGGCUUCUGCAGCAGCCAGGCAGAUGCAAGCUUGAAGGAGGUGGGGCUCGAGUCGCUCUGCCCCACGCAUUACAAUAGGACGACGGCUGACUUCGUGCACCGCUAUCUCUGCAAGACCCAAACCAAGGUGGAGCAGGUUCUCAGCGGCCUGAAGAACAAGUCCAUUGCAUUGAUAUGCGAUGCCAGCCCCAAAGCGAAGCACGACGAGUCUAGUCGGCAGAUUGAAGUGACGUUGUGGCUUGCACUUGCCUUGAGUCAAACCUACUUGCAAGGAUUGCGAGCUGAGGUGUGGCUGCCUGUAUUUGCCCUACCGGACCAUCUGUCGGUUGGCACGCUGCAGAGAUUGAGCACCCUGCUCCCGAGCACAGCCUCCGCAGGCGAUAAACUGGCCGUGGCCGGCAUGGUCGCCGACUCCCACACCAAAGCCGUCCUUGGUGAGCUGACACAACCCCAGGAAAAGAAAAAGUUGCCGAAAGCACUGAAUGCUUUGAAAGAGGACAGAUUAUCGGCGAAACAAGAGCUCAAGGCUGUGGCUAAUGUGCUGAGCCACAUUGGCCUCUCCCUGGACCAGCUGUGGCCGAGCUCCCCGUGUAAUGCAGUCGACCCCGACACCGAAGAGAGACGACUUCACACGGUGGGCGAUGAGGUCAUGGGCUAUGUCGUGAACAGAGAGACAGGCAUCAGCCGAUGGGACACGCAUAUGCCGGAUGAAGCCCUCCGCUUGAUUUUUUGUCCGGACCAAGGAGGACCCCUCUUUGCAGCAUUUCAGUUCCUAGCUUUCAACAACGCGAAAGUAGGGUUCAUCAGGGACGAAUUGUAG
This is a messenger RNA of Symbiodinium sp. CCMP2456, 1032 nucleotides long. The record is from the annotation of a GenBank genome assembly. NCBI's taxonomy places the organism in Eukaryota, Dinophyceae, Suessiales, Symbiodiniaceae.